AUGAGAGUCGGUUUUGAUUUCAUGGCUUACGGUUUUGAUUGCUGCCAUCGCUCAAUUGAUUUUCCACUAAUGCCACGCGAUUGGCACAACCCAAAAAAAAAAAUAAAAGUGAAAUUGCAAAGCAGAGAUGCCGCCACCAGUAGCUGCAGCAGCACCAAUGGCACUGGCAGUGGCAGCUGCUGA
Messenger RNA from Drosophila busckii, 183 nucleotides. RefSeq lists its product as uncharacterized. The transcript has 2 exons. Bases 1 to 183 code for a protein of 60 amino acids. The record is from RefSeq and is a predicted model, not a curated record. Lineage: Eukaryota; Metazoa; Arthropoda; Insecta; Diptera; Drosophilidae.